This is a messenger RNA of Protopterus annectens (West African lungfish), 1982 nucleotides long. RefSeq names its product caltractin. The record is from RefSeq and is a predicted model, not a curated record. Bases 119 to 634 code for a protein of 171 amino acids. The transcript has 5 exons. Gene Ontology annotation, biological process: centriole replication; mitotic cell cycle; nucleotide-excision repair. Gene Ontology annotation, cellular component: centrosome; centriole. Gene Ontology annotation, molecular function: calcium ion binding. NCBI's taxonomy places the organism in Eukaryota, Metazoa, Chordata, Ceratodontiformes, Protopteridae.
GGGUGAUUGACUUUUUCAUUUUGAAUAUUUAUUACUUGGUUAUCAAGUGUGCUUCAGAAUUUUGUGUUUCGUAGUUUAAUAACGAGCUUUAUAUAUUUUCUCGGUGUAUCUUUCCAAAAUGGCUUCAAACUUCAGAAAACCUGCUUUGGGUGUUGCUCAGCGUAAGAAGCUUGGACCAAAACCUGAGCUAACCGAGGAACAAAAGCAGGAAAUUCGUGAAGCUUUUGACUUGUUUGAUACUGAUGGGUCAGGAACCAUAGAUGUAAAGGAGCUAAAGGUUGCUAUGCGGGCUUUAGGAUUUGAGCCAAAAAAAGAAGAAAUAAAGAAAAUGAUAGCAGACACUGACAAGGAAGGAUCGGGCACAAUAGAUUUUAAUGACUUUUUAGCUAUGAUGACGCAGAAGAUGAGUGAAAAAGACUCCAAAGAAGAAAUUUUGAAAGCUUUUAGAUUAUUUGACGAUGAUGGAACUGGAAAAAUUUCAUUUAAAAAUCUUAAAAGAGUUGCAAAAGAACUAGGGGAAAAUCUAACUGAUGAAGAGUUGCAGGAAAUGAUAGAUGAAGCAGACCGAGAUGGUGAUGGAGAAAUAAAUGAGCAAGAGUUUUUGCGAAUUAUGAAGAAGACAAGUCUCUACUGAAGUACUGCUGUUCAGAAAUAGCAGAGUGCGUGUUUUUAAUUGGCUGAUUGUGAUAUUAAUAUCCAUGUCUGUUUUUUGUUCAACAGUAACAUUGUCAGUGCUGUAAUGUACCACAGCAUCUGUUAUAUUACUGUAUUUGAUAUUUAUAGCCAUUUGUUUUGACACACAGAAUAACAAUUAUAGUCAGAAAUGGCUGUAUAUUUUUCAAAAUUUCUUAUAAACUGCCUUUUGAUUUCACUUUAUGUAUGGGGUUUACCAUAAGUGAGGCAGUCAAGUGCUUGAUGUUAUAUAUUUGGCCACAGCAUAUAUUCCUCAAAGGAAGUCUCGACAGCUGAGGUUUGCUUUUCCCCAAGGUGUUGCAAACUCUGAACUGAUUAUUUUAAUUUGGGAUGCAGUAGCGACCCUAUAUAUGGGUGGUAUGGGGGCAUUUCUUCCCACAGAAAAAGCAAUACUAUCAGUACCAAGGUGAUUUCAUAGUGCCUGUUUCAGUAACUUUGUCGUGUACAGUUUAAGGUUACUGAACUUAUGAAAGACGCACAUAUCAGUACUAGGCAGAUAAAGUUAAGGAAUAAGCAGAGUACCCUGAGAAUUUUGGGUAAUUAGGGCCACAGCAACAGUGCCAAAUUAAUACAAAUCACAAAUAAAGAUUAUACAGUCUUUGUUAGUUGCACGUAACACUUUCCUACAUACAGUGAAAAUGUGAAGUAGCUAUAUCCUGUGUAGCCCCUAUUAAGCCUUUUACUCAAGUAGUGAGUGUCACAGAAGUAAACCACUAAAAACUAAGUAGACAUGUACUGGGGAGCUUAUCAUACAUCAAAGAAACAUAAAUUGUCAAAUGAUUUUCUAAAAGGAACUUGAGAAGUUUAUUAUAAGAAUUCAUAAAUGUAUGCCAAAGUGCAUAAAUAUGCUGGUGAAAGAGGAUAGGUGUGGGGGUAGUCCUUGUUUUUAUCAUUCUGGCAGUAUCUGCCAGCUAGUACCAGUGAAAUGCAAGCUUGCAGUACACCCUAAUGCAUUAACUGCAUUUGAGUUUAUUUGUAAUAGUUCCCUGAGUUCUCCCUUUGAUAAAAUAUGAUAUUCCUAAAAAUACUUAUUGUUUGUAUUUUUCCCUCACAUAAAAGUUGAUGUGAAAAUCUUGACAGUAAUGCAAAAUGUAUUGACUGUGAAACAUAUAGCUAAUGCUGAUCUACUGUAAUGUAUAGACUCCCGGUUUGUAUUCCUCAGAAAAACAAAGAAAUCGAUAUGUUUAAUGAGAACAGAUUCCAGGCAUUAUUACUCCAUUGUAAGCUUGCAGGCUGUGAAAGUUGAUGACAUCCUUAUCUUCAGUAAAUAAACUAAAUAUUUAAAUGUC